AUGAUGGUAAUGCUAAAACAUAAGCUGAAGAAAGGAGAUGUAUAUGGCGCAGCUAUAAGGUCUCCGUGUGUGAAGACGAUGCUUGCCGCACUUUUUCUUUUCUUCACUUUCUUUUCCUCUUGA
This is a messenger RNA of Trypanosoma brucei brucei TREU927, 123 nucleotides long. RefSeq lists its product as hypothetical. The transcript has a single exon. Bases 1 to 123 code for a protein of 40 amino acids. The record is from RefSeq and is a predicted model, not a curated record. NCBI's taxonomy places the organism in Eukaryota, Euglenozoa, Kinetoplastea, Trypanosomatida, Trypanosomatidae.